Ambispora gerdemannii is the source of this 405-nucleotide messenger RNA. NCBI's taxonomy places the organism in Eukaryota, Fungi, Glomeromycota, Glomeromycetes, Archaeosporales, Ambisporaceae. The record is from the annotation of a GenBank genome assembly.
AUGUUACAGAUAAAUAACUUAUCCUUUGUCUAUAUCGUUCUCACUUUUAUUCUCAUCGGGAUUAUUCUGACAGAUGCUGCCUCUCAGGACAACCCAGACUUAAACCAUUCUGCAGUGGUUCGUCGUCACGUUGAUCGAAAGAAAAAACACGGUUGGGAUUACGACGUAACAAAUGAAGUUAAAAUCUGUGGCCGACAUUUAAAACGUGAUAUUUACCUACUCACGGAUGCGAAAAGUAUAUACCUAAGAUGCUCAGAACUAUCUAUGCCUCGACGACCUCGUGUCUCGGUUGGCCAAGCGCCCGCUCAAAAGCAAAAUUCCAUGCGGCAUGCCCAAGCAUCGAGGAAUGGGAAGACAAAGCAUCCAGCAGAUCGACAAUUGAACAGUACCGUAUUUACGGUUUAA